Messenger RNA from Closterium sp. Naga37s-1, 3309 nucleotides. The record is from the annotation of a GenBank genome assembly. NCBI's taxonomy places the organism in Eukaryota, Viridiplantae, Streptophyta, Zygnematophyceae, Desmidiales, Closteriaceae.
AUGGACGGGGCAGUAAAGCUCGUGUGCUCCUCCUUCCUCAACCUCCCCCCUCCUCUCUGCCAUCGCCUCUCCCCCUUCCCCUCCCUCCCCCCCCUCAUCGCCUCUCCCCCUUCCCCUCCCUCCCCCCCCUCAUCGCCUCUCCCCCUUCCCCUCCCUCCCCCCCCUCAUCGCCUCUCCCCCUUCCCCUCCCUCCCCCCCCUCAUCGCCUCUCCCCCUUCCCCUCCCUCCCCCCCCUCAUCGCCUCUCCCCCUUCCCCUCCCUCCCCCCCCUCAUCGCCUCUCCCCCUUCCCCUCCCUCCCCCCCCUCAUCGCCUCUCCCCCUUCCCCCCUCUCCGCUCCUCUCUUCCAUCUCAUCUCUCUUUUCCCCCCUCGUUAUUGUCACAUCCAGCUAUGGCCUUGGAUGAAGGACGUGUGCAAGGAGACAUCGGCCUUUGGCGGCGUGCCAUGCAACCCGCCAGAGGGGGAGGAAGCGGGGGAGCCGGUGGAGAAGGAGGGGGAGGAAGCGGGGGAGCCGGUGGAGAAGGAGGGGGAGGCGGAAAGCGAGGCGGGAGGCGGAGGGGGGAGCAGCGGCGGUUCAAGGGGGACCUUGCAGGCGGGCUGUUGCGGCAUGGUGCAAGAUGGUUCUGCGAUCGAUGGGGAUGGUGAUGGCAGUGUUGCUGUUGCUGCUGCUGCGGAUGAUAGUGCCAGUAGCGGUGGUGGUAGCAGCAGUAACGAAGGGGGAGACAGGGACUGGUUCACGAGGGAGUGGGGGCACAGCGGUAUGGUGCAAAAUGGUGCUGCGACCGAUGGGGGUGAUGGUGGUGGUAGUGAUAGUGAUGGUGGGAAUGCUGAUGCUGAUGGGAGAGUUGCUGUUGCCGCAGCUGUGGAUGAUAGUGCUAGUAGCGGUGGUGAUAGCAGCAGCAGGGAAGGGGAAGACAGGGACUGGUUUCUGAAGGACUGGGGGCGCAGCGGUAUGGUGCAAGAUACUGCUGAGAUCGAUAGGGAUGAUGGUGAUGGUGGUGCUGAUGGCCGUGUUGUUGUUGCCGCUGCUGUGGAUGAUAGUGCUAGUAGCGGUGGUGGUAGCAGCAGCGGGGAAGGGGAAAACAGGGACUGGUUCACGAGGGAGUGGGGGCACAGUGGGCUGACCCCUCAACCCCGGUCAACGGAGUCAACGGGGUCAACAGACAGCAGCUUUGACCUGGGGCAUUUCGCUUGGCCUUUGGAUGGUUCGAUUGGGGCGCAUGGUGGUGGUGAUGCUUAUAUCGAGGAUGGUUCUGGUGGGCAGCUUGAUGCUGCUGCUGCUGCUGAUGGGGUUGACGUUACAGAGAGUAAAGGAGGUGACUAUAACGAGGAUGUGAUUAAAGAGGAGAGAGAUGAAAACGAGAACGAGACUGAACAGGACCGUGACUAUAUGGCUCUUGCUGCCAAGGACGUCUCGUUUGCACUCAUUCCACGUGGCAGCAGCUCAUUGGACGAGACGAGAGGAGGGAAAGGGGGAAAGGGAGAGUGGAACAAGGAAGGGGCAGGGGAGGAGGGAGGUGUAGGGGGAGCAAAGGAAGGGAGUGUGAAGGGAGCAAAGGGAGGGAAGAUCGACGGAGCAGAGGGCCGGAGGGUGGAGGGAGCAGCAGCAGGGAGGGUUGAGGGAGCAGCGGCAGCAGGUGGAGGGUUCAAGCGCCAUCCUAACACACCCAUGCAACCACAACGCAGCAGCAGCAGCAGCAACAGCAGCAGCAGCAGCAGCAGCAGCAAACAAAGCAGCGGACAAGGCAGCAGAGGUGCUACGAAACAACGCUCGCCGGCCAUGCUCAAAGGCCCCGUCCCAUUCCCAUUCACCAUCCAGCCGCCCACAACCAACCCCAUGGCCGGCAUUCUGACAUGGCCCGUCACAUCCGUCAAAAACAGCAACAGUGCCGGCGACACCUCACCCCCCUCGUCCUCCCAACCCCCCUCCCCCGCUCGCCAGCCCUCUGCCAAACGCCCGAAAGGCGGCUGCACAAGCCUACGAGCCGUCUACGUCCUAAACAUCACAACUCCAGCUGAUUUCAACCUCCGGUUACAAAUCCCUCCCAACGUCACUGUCGUUAUGUACCUUCAAAACAACCUAGUUCUCUCCUCGGGGCUCGUUUUCGGUGUGGGGUUUUCGUGCUCGCUGCUCAUGUCAACAGUAGGGAUGUGGCCGGGGUAUACUAUUGAGUAUUCCGGGAGUGACAUGCCGGCUUUUAAGGUGGAGAAUGCGAGUAACAUCGUGUCGGUGAAUGUGAAUUGGAAGGUGGGGGUGGCGCCGGGGUCGGCGGCGUGUGUGGGGUUUCAAGGGGCGGACAAGACGUCGGUUUGCCCGGCGAUUGCCAUUCACCGAUCGUACGGCGUGCAAGUUGGAGCGGUGAGAAUCGCCCUCCCACCGUCUCUUCUUCCCUCCCCCUUCUCUCUCUUUUGGGGUUUCAAGGGGCGGACAAGACGUGGGGUAGACGUGGUUCGAAGCAUGAACGUGAGGGCCGAUUCACUUAAGUUCACAGCGCCAUCCCUCCCCUCCAUCGCCUCUCCCGCCCACAUCCGCGUCGCUCUUUCUCCGGCAUCGGCCCGGUAUGGUGGCACUGUGUACGGCCGAGUGGACGUGGUGAGGAGCAUGAACGGCACAGUCUACGGCAGGGUGGACGUGGUGAGGAGCAUGAACGUGAGAGUCGAUUCCCUCGAGAUCACAGCGCCAUCCCUCCCCUCCGUCGCCUCCCCCGCCCACAUCCGCGUGGCCCUAUCCGGCAUCGGCCCAUCCCUCCUCAAAUCCAACGUGCUUAUAACGAAUAACGAGGUGUACAACGCGCGGAUCGGCAUAGUCCUGCACCGGGGCGCCGUGGGGGUGGCGGUGGCGAGUAACUACGUGCACGGGUUCACAGGCGCGGGGAUCAUGUGUGGCGCCGGGCCAAGAUUCGUGGGAGACUGCAUGCUUGUGAAUGUCUCCAACAACGUUGUCCAAGCUCCCUGGGGUGCCAUGCCUGGCGCUGGGAAAGCGAUUGGAAUCGUGUUCUCGACACACUGGAUCAACCCAGGCAACGUUGCUUCCUGCAACUACGUUGUCAACGGCGCGCUCUGUUAUGACCUGGACGCCCAGUCAUCGGGUGUUUUGGUGCAGGGAGGCGCGUGCAUGUACGCGAAACAAGGCGUGAGGAUCAACAACGGCAAGAUGAACGUUGUGAAGCAUGUGAUUAUGAAUGAAGUGCCGGGAACUGCAGGAUCCAUCGCCUGCCCUACAGUUACCACUGUAAACUGUCUCAAGAAGCCGGGGUCCUAUUGGGAGGCGAUGCGGCUCAAAUACUACAACUCAGCCGCUAUAAACACU